GAGAGCUGCACCAAACCGAUCCCACCAGCACUUACCGGCUACAUGUGGGGGGAGAAACCUGCAGAGUGAAACCAAGCAGAGGACGCAAACUGAACGCAGCGUUACUUUUCAGCGCACGGAGGAACUGCGCUGCUUUCUUCUUGUUCUGUCUCCAAACGGAGCGGUUCAUUGCGCGUAAACUAGUGAAAGUUGGAUUCCUGAGUGGAAAUGUGUAAGUCUGGACAGUGAGGACUGGUGCUGUGUCCACCUCGAGGAAUAACGUUACCUUCUCGGCGUGUACGAGCGCAGGUUGCGGAUAAAUUGGAUAAUUCAAAGGGAGAAAACUAGUGAAACUUUGCCGUGACGAGGAGCGAAGCUGCGUCCUGAGGAGUUGGACUCAGUUUAAGACGUCUCACCAUCGAGUGCCAUCCUGUCCGGCCAUCAAACCUGGCAACCCCACUUCCUGUGAAAAGUCAAAUGUCCGUUCUGUUGUAAGCAAACCGCAGUGAAUCAGGUUGCAUCAGGAAAGAUGUGUUUUUAAACCAAAGCUGCCGGGAGAUCAGGAGGUAACAUGCCUCUGUAGAAGACCACUGGAAACAAAUGCUCUGCUGCCAUGCCUCCGGGGAUGGUACGUCGUCUUUCAGUGCUAGCAGUCCACGCACUGCUGUCCCUCCUGCUGCUAGCCAUCGGCUGGCCCUUCACUUCACUACCCAGUGUUGUGGCCCAAGCAUCAGACUCUUCCCACUCUGAUCUUUAUCCCACCUUUAUCCGGAAUGACACUCUAUUCGAGCACCUGGCCCUGCAUCCUGACCCCAGCGUGGGUCGGGUCUACGUUGGAGCCCGGGAUCACCUGUUCCAGUUAGAUCGAUUUCUCCAACCUGAACUCCAGGAUGACACCGGACCGGUCACAGACAGCCGGGAGUGUUUGCCUCCUGUAACCGAGAGCAACUGCCCUCAGGCGAGAGAAACCAGCAACCAUAACAAGCUGCUGCUGGUUGAUCCUUACUCUAUGGAACUUAUUACCUGUGGGAGCGUCAACCAGGGAAUAUGCCAGAAACGUAGUCUGGAUUCUGUGGAUAUGGUACUUUUCUCCACGGAGAGGCCGGUGGAUACUCAAUAUGUAGCAGCUAACCACCCCAAUGUUAGUACUGUCGGACUCGUGGUUCGCUCUCAUCCUGACAGGCAGCCGGUGCUGUUUGUGGGUCGGGGUUACACCAGCAGCCAUCCACCUAUUUCCACACGAAACCUCGCCCAGGAUCCUGUCUUUUCUUACGAAGAGACUGCCAAGUUGGCCGUGGCUGGCCGCCUCUCAGAGUACGACCAUCAUUUUGUGGCCUCGUUUGCUCACCGUCACCAUGUUUACUUCCUCUUCUACAGACGGGACCUAAAGUCACAGUCGCGCGAGUACCGAACCUACAUAUCUCGCGUGUGUUUGGACGACCAGGCCUAUUACUCCUACGUGGAAGUACCUUUGACGUGUCGAUCCAGGGCAGGUAAAAUUUACAACCUUCUGCAAGCUGUCCAACUGGGAUUGUCCAAGGAUGGUGGAGAGAGCCAAGGUUCAGAGUCUUUACUUGGUGUCUUCUCUACUCGUUUGGCUUCAUCUACUCGGCCCAGCGAAGACUCGGCUCUUUGCCAGUUUAACCUCGAAGAUGUGGACCGAAGGAUCAACUCCACCAGAGACCUGUGCUACACACAGAUGGGCAAAGAAGCUGGUUUGGAGGCGGCCUACAUCGAGUACGAAGUCAAAUCCAACUGUGCCAACCUGCCAGAGAACACCCUGGACGCCUACCCCUGCGGCUCUGACCACACCCCCAGCCCAAUGGCCAGUCGCAUCGCCGUGGAGGUUGAGACUAUAUUGGACAGCCCGUCCGCCCGUCUCACCGCCGUGGCCGUCAGUGUGAGGGCGGGACAUACCAUCGCCUUCCUGGGAGACUCCAGAGGGAACCUGCACAAGGUGUUCUUGGGUCCAAACGGUGAGGUGGAGGAGUACUCUGUGAUCCCUGUACAGGUGAACACAGCCAUCAGCUCAGACCUGAUCCUGGACCAGAAAGAGGAGCAUCUCUUCAUCAUGACCAAAAACAUGCUGCAGAAGAGGCCGGUGGCUGAAUGCCAGCAGCACACCGACUGUCACUCCUGUCUGCUGGCCCACGACCCCUACUGUGGCUGGUGUGUCCUGGAGGGAAGGUGUGUGUUGAAGUCACAGUGCAGUCGUGGGAACCAGCCUGGUCAGUGGCUGUGGAGCUUCGACAUGGAGCAACAGUGUUUGACCGUCCAGGACCUCAGCCCCUCCAACGUCAGCAGGGAGGAGAGCAGGAUGGUUUCUCUGUCCAUCCCAGGACUUCCAGUGUUAGAAAAAGGUGAAUCCUACUCCUGCGUCUUUGAGGACAGCCACAGUCCGGCCACCGUCACUGAAACUGGAGUCACCUGUCAUUCUCCCGACACCAGCCGAGUUCCCAUGGUGCCUCCAGGACAGGAUUUUGUCACGGUCACCUUGUCUCUUCGUUUUGGCGACGUCACGGUCACAGGGAGGGGUUUCACCUUCUACGACUGCACGGCUGUUAAGCAGCUCUCUGGCAGCAUGCCCUGCCGUGGUUGUGUUUUGAGCCGAUGGGGCUGCAACUGGUGCGUCCACCAGCACUCGUGUACCCACAAACCCACCUGUGACGAGGGAGUCAUCAUCUACAACCAGCAUUUUAAACUCCCCACCUCACCUCCUCCCACCACCAAAACUAUUAAAGUCGUCACAGCAGCCGCUACCACAACGGCUGCCCCGACAACCACCACCACGACAACCACCACAACUUCUCUUCCCACCACCACAACAACAACAACUAUUGCCACUACGACUACCACCGCGGCCCCUGUAACUAUAGCAACCACUCAGGAGCCCACCACCCCUCCAGCACCCACCACUCCACUCAUAACCACCACCAGCCCCGAGCCGACCACCCUGCCCACCACCCUGCCGCCCAGCACCCUGCCGCCCAGCACCGCAGCGCCCACCACCCCUCCACCUCCAGAGGUCAUCACCAGGAAGGGAGAAGAGACGGAAACGGGCGAGCUCGUCAUCACCCAAAGUCACUCUGGAGAUGCUGCGGUUACGACCAGCGUCGCCGUGGGAGCGGCGGAGUUGAUGCCCGUCACCGUGGCAGACGGUCUGAGCGGAGAUGUGGACACCGUGGUGCCUCUGAUGAUCCCGGACUCCUCACCUCCGGAGGUGCUGACCGAGUCGACACCCAACGUCUCCCAGGAAGCCGAGGGAGUGGUGAGUCUGGCGGAGCCCCCCAGCCUCGGCUCCUCCGGCUUCCCCCUGCCCACACCCUUCCCUGUGGACGCACCGGCCGGCUCUGAGCCCCACCUUCACUCGGAUGUGACUCCGACACUGCUCCCCCCUCAAGACUCCCAAACCGAGGCAGGAAGCCCCGACGCCAACCCCGAGGUGAUCCUCUGGCCGGAAGAAGCCGACGUCCCCGCCGAGGGUCCCGUCCAGUCAGAAAAUGACACGGCAACAUUUUCAGCCGCCACCGUGCUCUCAGGUGACGGUGAGGUCAACCACGCACCCCCGUCCUACCCCCGCCUGCUGGAUACCGACUCAGAGCUGGACUACCAGUAUGAUUCAGCCGAUGCCUUCCUCCCGGGAGAUGAAGGCUCCUACGUCAGCUGGGGCUCCUCAGCUUGUCCCUGUGUGGAGAAGGUCCAGGGUUCAUCGCUGCUGCCUGUCAGGGUGGAGAGGAAGAUCACUUUACUGGCUCGCAACCUGCAUUUAUAUCAGGACGCAGAGCUGGACUACGAGUGUGUGUUGGUGAUCGAAGGCCAAACAGUGGUGGUGGACGCCUACGUGGAGACUGAUGAUAUAAAUCCAUCAAACUUUGACAUCACGUGUCAACUACACAAGUACUCAUACUCUGCUCUAGUGGAGGAAUAUAACGCCAUGGUGUAUGUGAAGAGGAGGGACACCUUCCAUGUGGACAGUUCUCCUGAUCUCUAUGUGACUCUGUACAACUGCUCUGUGGGUCGAUCCGACUGCAGCCGCUGCCACACGGCCGACCAGAAGUACAGUUGUGUUUGGUGUGGAGGUCCUCAGGCCAGCUGCUUGUAUUCAGACUCCUGCAGUGAACCCGUGCAGCAGACAUGCCCGGCCCCCGUCAUACACUCAAUUGAGCCGCUCUCCGGCCUGUUGGAAGGAGGCACCACGGUGACCAUCUCAGGCUCUAAUCUGGGCCAGAAGGCUGAAGACAUCCUCCACUCUGUGUUGGUAGCUGGGGUUCCCUGCACGGUUAUUCCCAGCAUGUACGAGGUCUCCUCCAGGAUCGUGUGCAGGACUAAAGCCAGCGGAGGAGAGAAGACGGGCCACGUGUCUGUGGAAGUCAGCGGAGGAGAGUUUGGUUUUUCCAGCCAGACAUUCAGCUACCAGGACCCAUUUGUGAUGGGGGUGUCACCUGAAAGAGGCCCCAAAGCUGGAGGAACAACUCUGACCAUCACCGGCCGAAACCUGCUGACGGGUCGGCCGUCUGACCUCACUGUGACUGUAGGAGGGAUUCCCUGCAACAUAGUAUCAGAGGUGCAGAGCUCCAGUGUUCAGUGUGUGACGGGCAGCAGUAAUAAAACAGGAGAUCAUCGAGUCACGCUGCAUUACGGCGGCAGCCAGCGUCACCUCAACCUCCAUGGUUACCGCUACACCCACAACCCCAACAUCACACAUGCCACACCGGCCAAGAGCUUCCUGGAUGGCGGUAGAUUGAUCUAUGUGAGGGGCCACAACCUGGACGUGGUGCAGGAGCCUCGGAUGGUGGUGACCGUCGCUCCCUUCGAGACCAUCACUCAGAACAAGAGGAAGAAACGAAGGACGAGGAAGAGGAGGAGUGCAGAAGAGAGGAAGGAGAGGGAGAAAACCAAGGGAAGGAUUGUGUCUGACGGGGCCUGUUCUGGAGACCCUCUCUGCUCCAUCAAACAGUUCACGGAGCGCUGCCAGGUGAACUCCUCCUCCCUGAUUCUGUGCCGCUCCCCGAUGGUGGACUUGUCCGUCUGGGGGUCCAAGGUCACCGUAGAGUUUCUGCUGGAUAACCUGCGAUUUAAUUUCAACCGUCUGAGCCCUCAGCCCUUCAGCUACGAGCCCAACCCCAUCCUGACGCCCCUGAACCAGCAGGACCCUCUGAAGGCCUACCGCUACAACCCCGGCAGCUUCAUCCAGCUGGAGGGAGAAAACCUGGACUUGGCCAUCACUAAGGAUGAGGUGGUAGUGUUGGUCGGGGAGGGUGUUUGUGCUGUGAAGACCCUGACCAGAAACCAUCUCUACUGUGAGCCGCCGCCUCAGCAACCUGCACCGGGACCCAACGGCAAGAAACGCGAGGGUUCCGACAACCUGCCUGAAUUCACCGUCCAAAUGGGCAACCUGAACUUCUCUCUCGGCAAGGUGCAGUACGACAACCUCAGCCUGUCCACCUUCCCUGUGGAGGCUCAGAUUGGAGUUGGAGUCGGGGCCUCCAUAGUGGCCCUCAUCGUCCUGAUCAUCGUGCUCAUCUACAGGAGAAAGAGUAAGCAGGCUCUCCGGGACUACAAGAAGGUUCAGAUCCAGCUGGAGAACCUGGAGACCAGCGUGAGAGACCGAUGCAAGAAGGAGUUUACAGACCUGAUGACUGAGAUGAUGGACAUGUCCAGCGACCUGGUGGGCUCAGGGAUCCCCUUCCUCGACUACCGAAUGUACGCCGAACGCAUUUUCUUCCCCGGCCACCGGGAGUCUCCACUGAGGCGAGACCUGGACGUUCAGGAGUGUCGGCGGCAGACGGUGGAGCAGGGCCUGGUGCAGCUGUCCAACCUGCUCAACAGCAAACUCUUCCUCACUAAGUUCAUUCACACUCUGGAGAGCCAGCGAACGUUCUCUCCCAGAGACCGAGCCUACGUGGCCUCGCUGCUGACGGUGGCCCUCCAUGGGAAACUGGAGUAUUUCACCGACAUCCUCAAGACUCUUCUGAACGACCUGGUGGAGCAGUACGUGGCCAAGAACCCCAAACUGAUGCUGCGAAGAACGGAGACGGUGGUGGAGAAGCUGCUGACCAACUGGAUGUCCAUCUGCCUCUAUGCUUUCCUCAGGGACUCAGCAGGAGAGUCUCUGUACAUGCUGUUCAGGGCAAUAAAGCACCAGGUAGAUAAAGGACCAGUGGACGCUGUGACUGGGAAGGCCAAGUACACCCUCAAUGACAACCGCCUGCUGCGUGAGGACGUCGAGUACAAGACCCUGACGCUGAAUGUCCUGGUUCAGGGUGGAGGAGUGAAUGAGAGCCAGCCGCUGCCCUCCAAAGUGCUGGACUGCGACACCAUCACACAGGUGAAAGAGAAGCUGCUGGAUCAGGUGUACAAGGGCACCUCCUUCUCCCACCGACCCCACGCCGACUCACUGGACCUGGAGUGGAGGUCUGGUGUUGCCGGUCAUCUCAUCCUCUCCGACGAGGACUUGACCUCCGUGGUUCAGGGCAACUGGAAACGCCUCAACACACUGCAGCAUUACAAGGUCCCAGACGGUGCAACAGUAGCUCUGGUCCCCCGACACACGAAACACAUUCAUCAUGACAACCACGACUACGUAGCAGGAGAGAAGACUCCGAUGCUGGAGGAUGCAGAUGAAGGUGGAGUGAGAUUGUGGCAUCUGGUGAAGGCCAGCGAGGAGCCUGAGCUGCCCAAACACCGCCGAGGUAGCCUGAGAGAGCGAGAGAGGGCCAAGGCCAUCCCCGAGAUCUACCUGACCCGCCUGCUGUCCAUGAAGGGGACGCUGCAGAAGUUUGUAGACGAUCUGUUCACAGUGAUCCUCAGCACCAGUCGUCCCGUCCCGCUGGCUGUCAAAUACUUCUUUGACCUGCUGGACGACCAGGCGGGACAUCAUGGCAUCUCUGACCCGGAAACAAUCCACAUCUGGAAGACCAACAGCCUCCCGUUGCGUUUCUGGAUCAACAUUGUGAAGAAUCCUCAGUUUAUCUUUGACGUUCAGGCGUCGGACCACGUGGAUGCUGUACUCUCCGUCAUCGCACAGACCUUCAUGGACUCCUGCACCAUCGCAGAGCACAAACUGGGGCGGGAUUCUCCCAUCAACAAGCUGCUGUACGCCAGAGACAUCCCCCGCUACAAACAGAUGGUGGAAAGGUACUAUGCUGACAUCAGGCAGACUAUCUCAGCCAGUGACCAGGAGAUGAACUCUGCUCUGGCUGAGCUGUCCAGGAACUACUCCGGAGAGCUCAACUACCUGGUGGCGCUGCACGAACUCUACAAGUACAUCAACAAAUACUACGACCAGAUCAUCACGGCGCUGGAGGAGGACACCACGGCACAGAAGAUGCAGCUCGGCUACAGACUGCAGCAGAUCGCCGCCGCUGUGGAGAAUAAAGUCACCGACUUGUGACAGAGGAAACGACUACCAGUGUUACUGCAGACGACACAGCGUGGGAGACGAAUAAGAGAGAGAGACAGGCGCCCUGGUGGUUGAACUUUACCGACUGAUGGGGAAACAGACUCUUCUUUUUGAGGAGGAACGGUGGAAAUUAGGAUUUUUUUAUUUUUUUUUUAAAGCGAAGGAUCAGAAGAUUCACAUUGAUGUUGAAGUUCACAUCCAAGCACCUUUUUGUUUCUGGUGUUUGCUGAUGGAUACUGAGGCCUUGAGCUCGCUGUAGAAUCAGGACGGCAGACGGACGCUGAACCAGCCUGGAGCAGGAAACGGUGGAUGUUUAAAAGAUGCCAGUCAGGUUUGCUGUCAAAUUGUUAACUUUAUGAAGAGACAUUUGAAGUGUUUUCACUCCAGAACAACUACUGGAGUCCCGCUGAUCCACUUCCAGCUGAUCUAAUCUGAGGACUGAUUAAAUGGGCAUUUUAUGUCGCCGUUUUCCCUCUGGAGUCAGUUUUAUGAAACUGUACCUCUUACGCCUUGUGUGCUUGUCGCUGCUGUACGUUCUGAAGUCAUUUCUUUGUGUGUGUGGAUGGUGAUUUGUGUGUGUUUGUGCAGUUCUACACUUUGCCCUGGCUGUCAGUCUACAUCCUGUAUUGUCACGUUUCUGGUUUCUACAGUCUUGAAGUAACUGGGUAUUAUAUUUCAGAUCCAAGAGUGAGCAGUAUUUGAAAAGCUCAACUUGAAGAUAAUUUUUUCACAUUCAAGAAAACUUGGUCACAACUUCCUUUAAAGCAAAUAUUAAAAAGUUGUAUUAAGUCACUGCCACUCUCUACCUCAGCCUACUGUGCUGCAUCGACUGCUCUUUUUUUCUGUAUUGUUGUUGACCCAAUAAACACACCAUAUGAUUCUUUUCAACCAGCUGCAUCUACCAGUACAGCAGCGGCGCACAGAUCUGCCCUCACAUACCUGCUUUCCAAGCUGUAAACACACAUUUCAGACAUUUCUAGUUCGUUUAUUUUCUGUGUGAGUUAAUAGAGGCGAAAACCUGCUAUUUGGAGCAUUUUAAGGUACUUAAACCCCGACUGAGUUUACUGUUUCUUGCUUUUAUACAUAUUCAUGUGGAUGUGUCUAUAGUGUACAAGUCACUGGAAAGUCAAUAGAGAAUAAAAACAAAACUCAUGUUAAUGAAGUGCAGUUCUAGUGGGCACCACAGUGUUUUAUUGUGUGUUUCUGUUUUGUACAUGUUUUAACAUUCCUUUUAGGUUUGUGAUGAAUCCUGGUUCACCUUGUCAAACUCCAAGCUGAGGCUGAGGUACAUGUUGUUGGUGCACAGUCCCUGUACUGAACACAGGGUGGCACUGUUUCCUGUCAUAAAGUUGUCCAGCUUUUAUUGCUUUAAGUUAAUUCUGCUACUGGUUCAGGAGAGGUAGUUGAUCCUUUGACACAGUUCGAAGACUUUUCAAACAUGGCCUAAUGUUUGCUUCUGUAUUUCUUAAUGAAGGUGGCUUUGACAUUUGUUGAUGCUGAUCUCUGGUACCCUUUGAAAAGUGUUUAUUAAAAGCACUUUAUCUAGGUUGAGGUUAGAUAUCUGUCCAAAUCCAUGUGUAAACCUGGACACGGCACCCGGACCAGUGUGAAACCAUAGUUCUAGUACAGCUUAUAUACACAUUUAUCAAAUAACAUCCAAUCUGCUGUUGUUAAAUGCUGUUUUAUUCUUUAAAUCACAAUAUCUGUGAGGAGACUAGAUGCCAACUUCACUACUCAACUUCAUCAGUACGCCAGUCAACACUGCAGGCAAUAAGUCUCCUCUUAAAAAGUAAUGAGACUUGAUUUGCAGUCCUUUUCAUCAGUGACCAAAACAGAUGAGGAUUUGUGUCCAUCUGAAGAUUGUUUGAGUCCGAAGUGUGUCAGAAUGUAGCUCGUAGGUUUGUCACUACAUUACUUAACACAGCAAACUAAUGACUCAUGAACAGAUGGUUUGUUCAUCUGAGGGGUGGGGAGGAAGCUCAGCAAUGAUCGAGACGAACCGUCUGAGGGAAAAGCUGUAACUGUCGUUAGGCUGUAUAAAUUUGGUGAUGUAGAGCAGGCUCUGCAAGGAGCGGCUUUAGGGAUGUUUCAUAUUUUGUGUGUUAAUAUCAUUGUACAUACUGAUUCCAAAUGUAACUGUAGUGAUUUAACCUGUUUAUUAAGAGAAGUUGCAAAUUCUCACAGAUGUAAUAAAGUAUUCUUAAAAUUA
Molecule: messenger RNA, 9590 nt
Organism: Amphiprion ocellaris (clown anemonefish)
Lineage: Eukaryota; Metazoa; Chordata; Actinopteri; Pomacentridae
Gene: plxnb1b
Product: plexin b1b
Exons: 39
Coding region: 593-7372 (2259 amino acids)
Biological process (GO): regulation of GTPase activity; positive regulation of axonogenesis; semaphorin-plexin signaling pathway involved in axon guidance
Cellular component (GO): semaphorin receptor complex
Molecular function (GO): protein binding; semaphorin receptor activity
Source: RefSeq, a predicted model, not a curated record